Diceros bicornis minor is the source of this 448-nucleotide messenger RNA. RefSeq names its product myocilin opposite strand (gene MYOCOS). The coding region runs from base 51 to 293 and encodes 80 amino acids. The transcript has 2 exons. The record is from RefSeq and is a predicted model, not a curated record. NCBI's taxonomy places the organism in Eukaryota, Metazoa, Chordata, Mammalia, Perissodactyla, Rhinocerotidae.
CACAGGUGCAGUGUAGUCAUUCUAUCCUUGAGUCCUCUGAGUGCAAGGCCAUGGCUCAGAAGAGCCCCACAGGCAAGAGCAUUAACCUCCCCAUCGGAGACCUGGCCUCUGAGGUGACCAGGCGCAGAUUCACCAUGACCACAAGAGAAGAGAGAUUUACCAAGAAAGGUGAUGAAGCCCGGGAGAUGCUCUCCAGUUUGGAUUUGGAACAAGUCCCUCCUCCUGGCACAGCUGGGCCCACGGUACCCCCACCCCCACCUCCUUCUCCAGCCGAGGACUCCCAAGUCUCCUAGCCUGGAAAACAUCAGUCAUUUUGAAGUGGACUUACGUGAAACUCCAGACAACAGUUUCAGUGAAGUCCUUGGAGUUGUCUUUGAAGACUGUUUGGAAGAUCUUUGUGUUUUCUUUCCUGUUUUUCUUCUCCUACAACCACUGUUGAGCAUUGUUC